Messenger RNA from Clarias gariepinus (North African catfish), 1355 nucleotides. It is a transcript of the gene tigarb, whose product is annotated as TP53 induced glycolysis regulatory phosphatase b. The record is from RefSeq and is a predicted model, not a curated record. Gene Ontology annotation, biological process: negative regulation of programmed cell death; regulation of pentose-phosphate shunt; fructose 1,6-bisphosphate metabolic process. The coding region runs from base 305 to 1015 and encodes 236 amino acids. The transcript is spliced from 7 exons. Gene Ontology annotation, cellular component: cytosol. Lineage: Eukaryota; Metazoa; Chordata; Actinopteri; Siluriformes; Clariidae. Gene Ontology annotation, molecular function: fructose-2,6-bisphosphate 2-phosphatase activity.
CCAUAGUCCAUUGAAACGAGGAAGUCUAGGGCGCGUGCUGGAUUUGUGUUUGUUUAUUUAUUAUGCUUACCUUUGGCCUGACACUCGUUCGACAAAAGUGCUUCUGUGACUGGUUCCCAGUGCUGGUAUUGUCCAUUACCACCACUCGUGGAAAGACUCUCAUCCUAUCAGAUUGCUCAGUCGAAAUAAACUGUUGUUACAUCCCAGAGUUGCAUGGAAAGGAAUUUACAUUUACCAUGGUGAAACUCAGUACAACAAAGACAAACUGCUGCAAGGUCAAGGAAUUGAUACUUCCUUGUCAGAAAUGGGAUUACAGCAGGCAGAGGCUGCAGGCCAGUACCUGCAAGACCUUCGCUUCACCAACGUUUUUGUCAGCAAUCUGCAGAGAGCCAUUCAGACUGCCGAGAUCAUCUUAAGAAACAACUUGCACUCUGCUGGCAUUGAGAUGGUCUUGGAUCCUUUGCUCAGAGAGCGGGGAUUCGGUGUGGCUGAGGGCCGUCCCAAAGAAGACAUGAAGAACAUGGCGAACGCAGCGGGCCAGGCCUGCAGGGACUUCACACCACCAGGUGGAGAAACUCUCGAUGAGGUAAAGACACGUUUUCGCAAAUUCCUAAAAUCCAUGUUCCAGCGCAUGCUAAUCGACCACUGCUCCAGCGCACGUCCCAGUACUAGCCCAGAGUUCCCAGAGUUGCCACUGCCAACAAUUGCAGGCCUCGCCAAUGAUGGGGUUGAGAACUUGCGCACCCACGCAUUAGUGGUCAGCCACGGUGCCUUCAUCCGCGUGGCAGUGCGUCACCUUGUGGACGGCCUGAACUGCAGCUUACCCGAGGGGCUGAAGAUGAGCCAGGUGUAUUCAGCCUGCCCCAACACAGGCAUCUGCAGGUUUGUAAUCACACUUCAAGUGGAAGAGAACAUCCCAAGACCUGUUGCGAUCCACUGCAUCUUUAUCAACAGGAAGGAUCACCUCGCCAGCCUCAAAGGCUCGAGUUCGAAGGACGGACUUUCUUCUCACUAACUAACGCGUUAAAAGGAGAGAAAAACCUCUUCAGAGUGUGUUUUCAGUGUCAUACAGUAUGGCAUUUUCAUAUUUAUGGUCCUAAGAUUUCAGACAAACGGUUUUAUAUUUACACUGUAGAGUGAAAGAAACAGUAUUCUGCUAAAUAUUAUUUAUUUGUAAUGUUAUGAGAUGUACUGUUGAGGGCAAUAAGAAGGUCUAAUCCUAAUCACACUUUGAUUUUGCUCUUAAACUGACUGGAUGCACUUUAUAUGCAAUGCAUAGUUUUUUCUUUUUUUGGAAAAACAUGACUUGUUAAAUUAUCAUAUGCCAUUCAGAAUAAAAAGUGUUGAACUGUUUA